Messenger RNA from Sclerotinia trifoliorum, 2059 nucleotides. The record is from the annotation of a GenBank genome assembly. Lineage: Eukaryota; Fungi; Ascomycota; Leotiomycetes; Helotiales; Sclerotiniaceae.
CGCGAAAAGCUAAACAUCUUACCUAGAUACAGCUCAGUGUUGAUGUUGAUGUCUUCAUGGCACACAUCAUAACAUUGUAACAUCUUUCGUUUGCCAUGUAUCAUGGCUAUACACCACCUACUUGCGUACCUCCCUUCCUCUAUUUGAUCACCAGGGUAUGGAGGAAUUAAGGGGAAUAUAGUUAGUGUCUUAUGCAAUACAUGUUGUUGAUGCUACCCUAGGUACUCAUAGCUACUUGUGUCUGCUUAAGCUUCUGACACUCGAGCUUGAUUGACAUUGCAUGGACCGUCGUACGUACUCUGUGCUCCUUCCUGUAAGCAACCCUUCUGAAUCACAUGUGGGGUCAAGACAACAAAAGAAAAGAACUUCUUCACUCGCUCGGUAUUUACCAUCACAUUGGAUACAUGCCAACCAUUAAAAAAUCCGCAGGUCUCACGAAGUAGGAUAUGAUAGGCCAUUAAACUGCCUCAACAUUAAGCCCUAUUUUCCUAAUAGACAUAGUUAGGUCUAUUGAAAGCCUUUCUCCACCCAACUACAGCCAUCAAUCAUGGAUGGCGUACAAUCAUUUCUGAAUUCCCUUGGCCCAGAGGUUGAGGAUCCCGAAGAAGGUAGGCAUAGGAAUUCAUUUCCUAUCUAUUCCAUUUCAAAUAGUCUUCAAUAUAGCCAAGUGGUCUUCCAAUUGCUUGGAACGAGGCAGUGUGAGAGCCUUGGUCACACAGCAGCUGACCGUGGCGCAAAAUGCUUAACAAGAAAGGGGAAAACUUUGAAAUUAUCGAGAUGAUUAUUGACAAGUUUCUGUGUGACCAAAUUUUAUAUUAUGAGCACAACUUCGUAUCAUAUUUCCAAGAGUACUAAAGAAUCAGGCGGAUUCAUAAAAAUGUCCUAAAUCCCUCCAUAUUUAGCCAAGAUCAUAAGCUAAAUAGUAAUUAUAGAGGCGUUUCUGUUAUUCUCUCAAACUAUACCGUCUCAAAAUCUCGGAUUUGUCGAUUCAAAGGCCACAGAAAUAGAUUUGACAAUUAAUGGUAGAGACCUCACAAUUUACCAAUCCCCUACAAUUCUAUCAUCGAACCGAGAUGGUGGAACUACUGGAGCAGGUAAAUUACCUUUUCCUCGUGUAUGAACACUUCAAUUAAUUCAUCACUAAUGAUGGCAUCAGUGAUAUGGAAAAUCACUCCUCUUUUUGCAAAAUGGAUAUCCUCACCUUCCAAUCCACUCAUCCAACAUGAGGUCAUUACCCCAGAAUCAGUCGUUCUUGAAUUAGGCUGUGGGAUAUCUGGUCUAAUAGCCCUUACUCUAUCACCUCUCCUCCAGACCUAUAUCCUUACUGAUCAACCAUAUAUUCUGAAACUCCUAUCUCAGAAUCUCACUUCCAACUCCUCCACAUCAUCAAAUACCACAAACUCGAAAUCCAAACCUCGCAAAUCAAAAAAUUCUCCUUCAACAUCCGCAUCAACACUCCAACCACUCUCCACCAACAAAAUCAUCCCCCUAACCCUCGACUGGGAAACCGACGUCGUAUCGUCUUCCCUUACCUGUUCAGAAACCACUACAAGUUUCGACACAAUCAUAGCCUGUGAUUGUAUCUACAACGACGCCCUAAUCCCACCCUUCGUUCAAACUUGCGUCGAUCUCUGUCUUCUUCGUUCCUCAUCCUCAUCCUCAUCUUCAGAAGGAGAAAAUCAACCCAACCCAACUCUCUGCAUCAUAGCCCAACAACUCCGUUCCCCGGAUGUCUUUGAAUCCUGGCUCAAAGAAUUCAGUAAAUAUUUCAAAGUAUGGAGAGUACAGGAAGGGGGUAUACAGGAGUGUGGGCUAGGAGAAGAUUCGGGGUUUGUGGUGCAUGUUGGGGUUCUAAGAUAGGUAUUAGAAAUGCAAUAUUUCUCGUAAGUAGAGCACGGGAAAUACAAAGCUCACUCAAAAUAUUUUGUCAGCUUUGCUUCCGCUUCGUUCUUGUUGAGGGAUAUUUGGAUUUUUAUUACAAAGAUCAAUGAUUAUAUUGCUCUGUUGAAUAGAAUACCCUGAAUGCCAUUUGGAAUUAGAGGCCCAUAAAUAAAGUCAC